UAGACUUUUUCCUCUUACCCUAUUAUCCACUCCAUGACCACAUGAAAGGCGUGCCAUUUAGCUGGACAGCCAAUCAGAGCUCAGCUGUUUGAAUUUAUGCCAGGGAUUUUUGGCUUGCAAGACUUAAGUUGUGGUGACAAAAGCCAGUUUUUUCAAUCCUUAAAAAAACACUAGCGAGACAAGAUGCCCUAUACGCCCUCUGGUUUCUUUUGCGACCGGUUAAUCCGGGAGAGAGAGAGAAGGGAUGGAGAAGGAUCACUGAGCAAACCCAUCCGCUUCAGCGGUCAGGACUACAACACCCUCAGGCAGGAGUAUGUCCAGAAGAAGACCCUUUUUGAGGAUGAUACCUUCCCUGCCACUGUGGACUCCCUUGGCUACAAAGAGCUGGGCCACAAAUCCAACAAAGUUAAGAACAUCAUCUGGAAGCGGCCCAAGGAGAUAUGUGAAAACCCACAGUUCAUUGUCGGAGGUGCUAGCAGGACAGAUAUCUGCCAGGGAGACCUGGGUGACUGCUGGUUGCUUGCAGCUAUUGCGUGCCUGACUCUAAAUGAGAAGCUGCUAUAUCGUGUUGUUCCUCAAGAACAGAGCUUCUCUGAUGGCUAUGCUGGAAUUUUCCAUUUCCAAUUCUGGCGUUAUGGAGAUUGGGUGGAUGUUGUCGUUGAUGACCGUAUUCCCACAUUUAACAACCAGCUGGUGUUCACCAAGUCUGCUGAGAGGAAUGAAUUCUGGAGCGCUCUCCUGGAAAAAGCUUAUGCCAAGCUUCAUGGUUCCUACGAGGCUCUUAAGGGUGGGAACACUGCUGAGGGAAUGGAGGACUUUACUGGAGGGGUCACUGAAUUCUAUGAGAUGAAGGAAGCUCCCAAAGAGCUGUAUAAGAUCAUGAUGAAAGCUCUGGAGAGAGGAUCCCUCAUGGGCUGCUCCAUUGAUUCCCUGGUUCCAGCCCGUUUUGAAACCCGUACUGCAACAGGUCUUGUGAAAGGACAUGCCUACUCUGUGACAGCUGUAGAGGAGUGUAAACAGUCCCAGCAGAAGGAGUCUAAAGUACGUCUGGUGCGUCUGCGGAACCCCUGGGGUCAAGUGGAAUGGAACGGAUCUUGGAGUGAUAAUUCAAAAGAAUGGGAAACCAUCUCUAAAGUUGAAAAAGAGAAACUCCAGCUACAGAAUGCAGAAGAUGGAGAAUUCUGGAUGUCAUUUGAGGACUUCAAGAAAAAUUACACCAAGAUUGAGAUUUGCAAUCUGACCCCUGAUGCUCUGGAAGAUGAUAAGUUACACAAGUGGACGGUGUCUGUUAAUGAGGGACGCUGGGUAAGAGGCUGCUCUGCUGGAGGUUGCAGGAAUUAUCCAGACACAUUCUGGACAAACCCACAAUACCGCCUGCGUCUCCUGGAGGAAGAUGACGACCCAGAGGAUGAUGAAGUGGCCUGCACUUUUGUUGUUGCUCUGAUGCAGAAAAACAGACGUAGAGAACGCAAGUUGGGUGCAAAUCUCUUCACUAUUGGAUUUUCUAUCUAUGAGGUGCCAAAGGAGAUGCAUGGAAACAAGCAGCACAUGCAGAAGGAGUUCUUUAUGUCUAACUCCUCUAAGGCUCGUUCCAGGGCCUAUAUUAACCUGCGAGAGGUGACCCAGCGUUUCCGUCUGAGUCCUGGCGAGUAUGUCAUCAUUCCCUCCACCUACGAACCCCACCAGGAGGGCGAGUUCAUCCUCCGAAUCUUCUCUGAAAAGAGGAACACCUCUGAGGAGAUAGAGAACAGGAUUGAGGCUGAUCAUCCAGUGCCGGCUCCAGCUUCCACUGGCGAAGAGAGCGAGGAGGACCAGCAGUUCCUGUCCAUUUUCCAGCAGAUCGCGGGGGACGUGAGUACUGGGGAGCCAGUGAGCGCUGGGGGGAGUCAAAUGGAGAUCUCGGCCAGUGAGCUCAGAGAUGUCUUGAACAAGGUGGUGUCUAAAUACAAGGACAUUCCCACUGAGGGCUUCAGUCGAGAGAACUGUAGAAGUAUGAUUGCCCUAAUGGACAUGGAUGGAACAGGCAGACUUAACCUUCAAGAGUUCAGACACUUGUGGAACAAAAUCAAACAGUGGCAGGAAAUCUUUAAGCGCUAUGACUUUGAUCAUACUAGCACAAUCAGUAGCUAUGAGAUGAGGAAUGCCAUCAACGAUGCAGGGUUCCGUCUGAAUAACCAGCUGUAUGACAUCAUCACCUUGCGCUAUGCCAAUGAAAAUAUGAACGUCGACUUCGACAGUUUCAUCAGCUGUCUUGUGCGACUGGAGGGGAUGUUCAGAGCAUUCCAGGCCUUUGAUCAAGUUGGAGAUGGAACCAUCAGACUUAAUGUACUGGAGUGGCUCCAGCUAACCAUGUAUGCAUAGACCAGCUUCGGAUCCAGGAGAAACUGACCUCUGCAAGGACCAGAACUACCAGCUCUUACCUCAACACUCAAUGUGCCAGACUACUGUUAUCUCUUUCUCUGUACCUCAGCCCACAUUCACCACUAGCUCUACACAACACAACUAUCUCAAACCUUAAACAUGAUUACUCCAUUUAAAAUUUGUUGGGGGUUGCAAGAUGGGUGAAACCAACGCGGUUGAUUGCAAGACCAACAUCACUUUUUAAAGUCAGGUUGUGGAGGAAAAAUAUUCAGGGGUGUUGUACACAAGGGAACAUGAUUUUCAGCAUGCUUUCCAGUAUCCUGUCUUAAUUUGUUCCUCAUAUUCUACCAUUCCUUUUAAAAUGGACAUUCAAUCCCAAAGUUUUUGUGAACCUAAUACUCCUGUAUAUUAGGAAUAUAUGUCUUGGGUAGCACUGAUCCAUUCAUUUACCUUUAUCUACUAUCCAGUUCUCAGUUUUGCCUAAGAUUAGGUUGGUAAUCCUGACGGUCCACCUAGCAUUGGCUUAGUUUAGCAUUUCCUCUUCAUCUUUCCUUCUUGCUCGGUGGCAUCUGUUCAGGCAUAAAACACAUGGAAUCUCUUUUUGCAGAAAAAAAUACAGUGCGUCAGAGACAACUUUUCUGAAUCACUUUCCUUGAAAAAUAUUUUCUUUGCAUCUUUUCUCAGACAAGAUCUAUUUGCAUCCCAACUUCCCAUUUUGAUUUAGUAAUAACCAAAUCCAUAAAAACCCAAGAACACAAGUGGACCCUGUAGAUGGUUCUGUCACAUUAGCAAAUUGUUUUCAAGCUGUUCAGCUGUCUCAGUAUAAACUCCUCAUUCUUGUUUCAAAUCCUGGAUGUUUCUAUAGACAUGUUACAAUUUUGUUUUGAAGUUAACAUGAUAGGAAAUGCGAAACAAGAAGAGCCAAGUGAGGAAGGAGAAUCAUCAUUUACCACUGGAGGAGAAUGAUCAGGAAAUCAGCACAGAACUAAUGACUGCCAGAUGGAUUACAGUGUUCAGGGUCUUCAUAUACUGUGGGGCUUAGACAUGGGUUGAACUUGGCCCUUUGUUGUGCUUGCCCCAUUUAAUCUUUUGUUUAAAUGAGUGUACUGACUUCCGUUUAACCAAAUAAAUAAUUAUGUAGUUAUUGGUUGAAGUGCUUUCCAUUAAAAAAAAAAAAAGUUUGAGGUUUUUUGUUUUGUUUUUGGCAAAGGGUCAGUGAAAAGAGGUGCUUAAGCCUCAGAAAAUGCUGUCUGUCUACUUUAGGAUGUCAAAUGAAAUAUGAGCAAUUUCCUAUUAAUUUAAU
Molecule: messenger RNA, 3664 nt
Organism: Myxocyprinus asiaticus (Chinese sucker)
Lineage: Eukaryota; Metazoa; Chordata; Actinopteri; Cypriniformes; Catostomidae
Product: calpain-3-like
Exons: 21
Coding region: 184-2361 (725 amino acids)
Biological process (GO): proteolysis; negative regulation of apoptotic process
Cellular component (GO): cytoplasm
Molecular function (GO): calcium-dependent cysteine-type endopeptidase activity; calcium ion binding
Source: RefSeq, a predicted model, not a curated record